This is a messenger RNA of Symbiodinium sp. CCMP2456, 3291 nucleotides long. The record is from the annotation of a GenBank genome assembly. Lineage: Eukaryota; Dinophyceae; Suessiales; Symbiodiniaceae.
AUGGGCGGCCGGCACAGCGCCGCAAAGGAUGAGGUGGUCGAAUUUUCGGAUGGUUCGCCUAAGGCGAAAGGCAUGGUUGCACCAGGCGCAGAAGUGCUCCUGCAUGACUACUCAUCUACCGUUCUUCUCAGCUUGCGAUGCGAGGGCCUUCGGAAGGGACGAAACACGGUUGCCGUAGUGUAUUCCAAGUUGGGCACGGACGAUCUUUGGACCGAGUACGGCUCGACUGAGAUCUGCGGGCAGGAAACUUGCUGGCCAGUGUGGGAGAAAAUGUUCGAGCUGCAGUUUCGAAUAGAGCAUGUUCGAUGGAUCAGGGUGGAAAUUUACAUAAUCCGCAACCAGAACAUGCAAGAAGACCUAAUGGAGCAAAAGUUCGUUGGCUCCGCCGAGUUUAACCUGGCAGAGGCCGUGUAUGCACGAUCAAACCCAAAGAAUCAUGGGUGGCUCAAGAAGAAGCUGGAGAACGUGCGCAGGAAACCACGAGAUCCUCCCCUUGGCAAGCUCCUCAUCUAUGCAGAGGAAUCUAUAAAUGCAAAGGUCGAACUUUCCUUCCAAUUGUCCGCGCACGACCUGAAGUCUACAGACUUCUGGAAGAGGAAAUGCGAUCCGUAUUUUGUGUUGAACCGCAUCGAGGGUGUGUACGAUACCGGUGAGCUCUUCUUGGCGCCGGUUUACCGAAGCGAAGUUGCUCGAAAGACGAGCGAGGCAUCCUACGAGGAAAGCAGCUACACAGUGGCUCAGACGAGCUCUUGCGACAUCUACCAGGAUGUGAUCAUCACGGUGCAUGACUGGUUCCGAUUGGGUCAGGAUCGUUACAUCGGUGAGUGCAUCACCACUUUCGAGGAGCUGCAGAAAAUCGUGGGCAGAGGAAAUCCCCACACCUUCCCGCUCUACAAACGGGAGGGUCCCAGGAUUUCGGGCAUGACGCGUGUGAAGACCACGGCGGCCAUGUUACGAUCUGCUACGAAGAGCAGCAGAAGCGGAUCGGGUUCAAGGUCUGGCUCCAACUCGCGUGCGCAAUCCACACUUUCCGUGGAGCGGACAGAUAGCAAGAGGAAGAGUACCAAUGCCUCGGGCGAGAAGCGAACGACGUCUCGACUAACAGCCAGGACAGCAUCGCAGAUAUCUGGUGGCAAUAGCGGCGGUGGUCACAGGACCUCUUCGCAAAUCUCAGGGCACUCGAGGAUGAGCCACUCAUCUGGUGGUAGCAAGACCUUGUCCAUGACAUCCUCAGAAGUUCGAAACCAAGGUGGCAAAGGCAACUUUGGGCCGCUUGUGGGCUCCGUAACAUUAGAUGGACACCGAUUCAAGCGGCACUAUACCUUUUUAGACUACUUGCGCGGCGGCUUGGAGCUUCAGCUCAUGGUGGCGGUAGACUUCACGCGGUCCAACCUUGGUCAGACAAAUCCGAAGUCGAUGCAUAGUGUGGUGAACAUGGACGAGGAGACGGCCUAUGCGACAGCUAUCAGGGCCCUUGGGGAGGUAAUGUCUGUGUACGACAACGACAAAUGCUAUCCCAUUUAUGGUUUCGGGGCCAAAAUACCACCGUCACAUUCAGUCGUCUCCAAUUGCUUUGCUCUUACUGGUGACUUUUUUCAACCUGAAGUCGAAGGCGUGGAGGGCAUGCUGAAGGCAUACCAUCGCGCCCUUCGAGUUUGCCACUUUCAUGGACCCUCGUAUUUGUCUGAAGUCAUUAAGCUGGCCGCCAACAUGGCAAGGCCUUACGUUCAGCCGAAGUUCCUCAAGAUCACAGAGGCACCGCCCGACAUGAGGUACUUCGUGCUGUUGGUGCUGACAGACGGUGACAUCGAGGAUCAGGAAGAAGUUGUGCGGCAGAUCAGGGAAUGCAUUGGCAUACCACUGUCCGUUAUCUUCGUGGGCAUUGGGGUCUCCCAGGAUUUCAAGUUCCUCAGAGAGCUCGCGAAAGACAUCGGGCAGAUCUUGAAGCUGGAUGGCGAUGAAGGGGAAGCUCAGCGCGAGCUUGUCCUCAGACAGCUUGUGCACUUCAUAGCCUUCAAAGAUCAUGCAGAUGAUCCCUCGAAUUUGUCCGCAGCGACACUGGCGCACCUUCCUCGUGAUGUUGUCCGGUACUACAUGGCCAAUGGCGUCAAGCCGCGGGGCCUGCAGCGCUUCGAGGACAAAGACGGCAACCCUCUGCCAAAGUACAUCCCCAAGGAGCCUGUCAACUCGCAAGCAGUUCCGGUGAAAGCGAUGCGAAUUCCGACUGGUUCGGCCAGUGGCUCACGCGACACUUCGAAAGUGGGGUCAUCACGUACCGGGACGAACCUGCCUUCAGGCUCCAAGACGCCGGAGUCGCUUCUUGGCAGAUCACCGGCUGACUCCAGGGUCAACAGCAAGUCUGCAUCUCUUCGGCUCGAGAAUGCGGACGAGGAGGAAGAGCCAUGGCCUGAGGAGGAGGUGGACUCGGACGAGGACAAGACCAAGAAUGAUAAGGAUGCCGAGCACAAGCUCCCUAUCUACCUCGAGGAAGAGCGACUGCGCUUGAUCAACAACGGUGUUGGAUUGGGAUACGAGAAGUUUCGCAUCGUCCGCGCGAUGCGGGACGGGCUGCCAUCUUCAGACUUGGACGUCCUGGUCGACAACAUGCUGCAUGGGGGCUACGGCCAUUCUCCCACAUACAAAGAUGCAGCUGCCGCCGCCUUGUCUGAUGUGGAGUUCUACAGCCUUCCUGGAAUGGCACGGCCGGGAUCACCCAAGGACCAACCCGGCGCUGCACUGGCGCAGAGCCGUAAGCGGAUUCGAAUAGGUUCCGACGAGGACGACGAGGACGUCGAUUACGGUGAGAGGUUGCGGGAGUUGGCUCUGCCUCCCAAGUCCUUGGACAGGAGGAUGCAAGGCCGCCUAGGCCUGCUUCCGCGAGAUCGGGUUCAGAUCAAGGAGCCUCAACCCCGUCGCGAAAGAACCGCGACCACCAGCUCCGUUGGUGGCUUUCGGGAUCCGUGGGAGACGAUGCGCGUUGAAGACGGCUCAGCGGCGAGAACUCUGCUGGAACUGUCGGCCUCUCGCAAUGAGAGCAAGGAUGUCGCUGACCGGGGCUACCCCAGCGUCGCCCGUGGUGCUACGAAGACGCUGGAAGAGGCUGCGGGCAUGUUGUCAAACCUGCAGAACGCCCCGCCGGACCUUUCGCUCGGACAGGCCGUCUCUUCGGCGGACGACUCACCAACUCUUCGUGCUGCAGGUGAUGUCGGCUCUGAAGCUAGUGAAGCGGACAUGGUAGCCGUCGUCUCCGAUGGCAUGCUGAGUCAGGGCCGCGUAUCGUCAGACUUUUGA